GUUUGAUCACAGCAAAAGCAAGCUCUUUCUUAUUGGCGAUCGUGAUUCAAAAGUAUCACGCAAGACGAUGAAGUUGGUCGUGCAGCGAGUCACGAGCGGGUGCGUUCGCGUGGACGAGAAAGCAGUGGGCAGCAUCAGCAAAGGGUUAGUGUGUCUCGUAGGCAUCGGUCGCGAUGACACGGAGGACGAUGCCGAGUGGUGCUGCCGGCGGAUACUGAAUGCGAGACUGUGGCCAAAUGAAGAUGGGAAGCCUUGGAUGACGUCUGCGCUUCAGAACAACUUCCAGGUGCUACUCGUGAGCCAGUUUACCCUGCACGGGUACCUCGCCGGCAACAAGCCCGACUUCCACCUCGCAAUGUCCCCCGAGCCUGCAAAGGCCUUGUUCGACAACCUCGUGUCCCGAGUGCGCACAGCCCAUGCGAGUCCAGAACAGGUGCAGGAAGGCGUGUUUGGCGCGUACAUGGAGGUCUCCAUCGUCGGAGAUGGCCCCGUGACGCUCAAUCUGGAUUCGAAAGUGCGAAAGUAACCGUCACGGAAUAAGUGAGCGCUCAGUCGGCCACGGCACAUGCCAGUAUUUGUCAUACAUCAGCAGCUCUGGCAUGGUGGUAGAUUAACCUCCUAGGGCCCGCAUUAUUAUCACUAAAAAGUAAAGAAAUAAAUUGCUUUUCUCGUCA
Molecule: messenger RNA, 674 nt
Organism: Aphanomyces astaci
Lineage: Eukaryota; Oomycota; Saprolegniomycetes; Saprolegniales; Verrucalvaceae
Product: D-tyrosyl-tRNA(Tyr) deacylase
Exons: 4
Coding region: 68-526 (152 amino acids)
Biological process (GO): tRNA metabolic process
Cellular component (GO): cytoplasm
Molecular function (GO): D-tyrosyl-tRNA(Tyr) deacylase activity
Source: RefSeq, a predicted model, not a curated record